UCUCAUCAAUGCGCGAAAACUCGCGGGAAGUGGAUGGAGACAGGUGGUGGGAAAUAUAAUAUAAAAAUGUUGUCAAAUAAUAUAACACAAGUCAGCUCACUGCAAAGAAACCCGGCAUGUCCAAGGUGCAAUGGGUUUUAUAUAGCGAAAGAAAAUAACCGACAGCACAAAAGUCCUCUGAUACUAGAUUGUGGCCAUACUUUCUGUGAGGGAUGUUUAACAAAGCUGGCUAGAGACACAAAGACCUGCAUUGCUUGUCCAACAUGUCAAGCAGUUACACAGUUACCCCAGGGAGAGGCAAGUGUAAAGAAUUUAUGGCCAGAUAUCUAUGUCAUGGGCUGGAUGAUGUGUCAGCAGAGGGCACUACUUAAUCAAGAGUUGGAGAAACUUUCCCCAGCAGGAAUGGUCCAGAAUCCAGCAUUCAGGAACCAGGCCGACAGAGAAGAGAAAAUGUGUAGAGAAUGUUUUCGUAGGUUAGCGGUGUGCAAGUGUGACAAAUGUGAUGUAAUUAUGUGCCAAGGAUGUUUUGACAAGGUUCACUCCAAGUCAAACACCUUGAGACAACACCAAGCACUGCCUAUGGAGAGUGAAGAAAGUAUAAAGGGGGAGCUAACCCAGGACUGCCCCCUCCAUGAGGGGAGAGAGCUGGAGUACUACUGCGAGGACCACAAGAUCCCCAUCUGCUCCAGGUGUGUGAUCGUAGGUGACCACAAGGGCCACGUUAUCACCUCCAUGGAAGAAAAGAACAAAUCAGUUUUCUCUGAAAUGGAGCCUGCUUUGCACCUUGCCAACAAAGUUGUGAUAAAAUUGAUUAAAGUGGAUAAGACGAUGUCGGAUUACUUCCCGGACACCAGGGUGGAGACUGCAUCUGUUAUUUCAGAUAUCAGGGAACAUUUUCAAGAACUUCAUGGACUUCUGCAAGCUCGAGAGAAACAGCUGAUUGAUGAAGUUUUUGAUGCUUACAAAGCUGGAGUGGAACCACUGGAAACGCUGAGACAACAAAUGCAUGAAGACAGGAUGAAGUUGGAAUUAGCUAUAAGAGGUGCCCAGAGACUUCUCAACAACAACAAUGAAGUCACGUUGAACGCUAGACAGAUCCUGGACCAGUUAAACAGGGCUAAGGAGGUCCCCUGCAUACUGCUGCCUAAAGAAACGGAGGAAACCGAGAAAAUCAGUUUCAUUCAGGACGACUCUCUCCUCACUUCCAUUCUUAGUCAUGGAAAAGUAAUGGGGAAAAGUCAAGUCAAAGCAACCUGGCACACGUUGUCGGAGAUGCCGGCAGAGAUCAUGAAUGACGACGACAGCGUGGGGAGCCGCACGCCCCUGGACUCGGUUAGUGUCAUAUCCAACCCCCUAUCUCAGGACUCGGAGGAGGUCAUCAUCGAAGCAGAGUUGUACUUUGCAGAUGAGCAGGACUGUUCCAUUGUUGGCGGGGUAGAGUUAAGACGGAGGAGAUCAGCUGACCUCCCGGGAUCCUAUCCACACCCCGGUCAACAGCCAACAGCUCCCAGGUGCAGAAUUAGAGGUAAAAAUGAAUUUGUGACAGUGACACACAUUAUCAAUCCCUGUAAGUUUAUGGUCCAGCUGAGGGAGGACCAAUCAACUCUCAAAAAGCUCUCCCGACAAAUGAACACCUGGGCCAAGGCCGCCGGGACCAUGGAAGUCCCCACCCAGGUCAAACCAGGGGACUUGGUGAUUGUGAAGUACACCUGUGAUGACGACUGGUACCGCGCCCGGGUCAAACAGGUCAUCGGCAAGAGCAACGUCAACAAGAUGGAGCUGGAGGUCCUCUACAUCGACUACGGAAACUCAGAAAUUGUGGGGUUGGACAGAGUGAAGAAAAUGCAGCCUAGAUUUCAGAACUAUCCUGAAUUCAUGGUGGAAUGUAGCUUGUUUGACAUCAUACCCCCAGACACGGGAGGCUGGUCCAAGGAGGCGACCCAGCAGUUCUGUAAGAUGACGGACAACAAGAAGCUGUACAUGACGGUGGUCAGCGAGAGGAACAAUGUCCUCCAGGUGGACCUCAGCAAGCCGGUGCUGGAUGCCACCAAAAACGAGGUCCCCAUCUCAAUCCGUGACGCCCUCGUUUUCCUGGAGCUCGCGCAGUUCAUCACCCCAGACUCUGGCAACAUUACUGGUAAACCAGCACCAUUGCGGCAAUAUAUUAAACCGGAGCCUCAUUACGAAGGAGAAACAUUUAACGUGAUUGUGACCAGUGCCACUGAUCCCCACAAUUUCUACAUACAAGAGUGCAUGUCGCCUGGGAAGAGAAAAUACGGAUCAUUGGGAGAUGUGUCCACCUAUUUUGCUGAAAUGAUGAACAAAAUGCAAAGAGUGUACGCCAGGGAGGACAACAUGGACCUCUGGACCAUCUACUGCCCCAAAAAAGACAUGGUUUGUAGCUGUCAGUUCUCCGCGGAUAACGUCUUUUACCGCGCGGUCAUCACCAACCUGCCCGGCCGUAAACUGGUGGACGUGUUCUACGUGGACUUUGGGAACAGAGAGCGAGUCCACUACAGUCGACUCCGAGUCCUGCUGGACGAGUUCCUGAUUCUACCAGCUCAGGCAGUGAAGUGUCGGCUUGCUGAUGUGGAGCCAAAGGACUCUAAAACUUGGAGUGAAAGUGCCAGACAGUGGUGGACAAAGAAAGUGAAUCUGUGUAAAUUUUCGGUACAAGUAACAGGGGUGGCUGAGAACAAGGUGUAUUCUGUUGUGUUGAAUGAUUUUGAUGAUGACAGACCAAUGAUUUGCCUCAACAGUGAACUGGUCAGCAAGGGCUAUGCUAACAGUACAGGUAGCAGGUCUCAGCCUCUUUCUGAAGAGCAGCUGCAAUACCUCGCUGCAGGGUCACAGGAAAGCUUGACUGAUACAUCAACAAGGAGUUCCUCUAUGGUGUUGGGAAGAGAAAGUUGCUCAGCUUCCACAGAGUCCCUGGCCUCUUCUGCAUUGUCCUUGACCUCAGGUACAUCUCCACGGAAACUGAGCUCUCCAGCACAGGAGGGAGGCAUGUCUGAUUCUUCCACGGGGGCCAGGAGAAAGACCCCACAGGCCACCAAACAGAAGAAAAAAGUGAAGUCCCAGGCCACAGGGGAUGAAGACCCACACGUGGAGGUUAAGAUUGGUCAGUUCACCGACCCCUCCUGCUUCUAUGUGUACAUAGUGGAUGAAAACUUAGACAGGCUGAUGGCGGAAAUGGAUGAGGAGUACUCAGAUUCCGAGUAUGAGUGGAUUAACUUGGAGGCGGAUACAUUCUGUGCUGCACGCAGGCCAGAGGACGGAAAGUGGUAUAGAGCCAAGAUCCAGCGGAUCAUCCACAAAAACCUGGCAGAGGUAUUUAUGGUGGACUUUGGGUACUCAGAAACCAUUCAGACCUCAGAGUUACGGAACCUGAAAAAGCAUUUAUCCCAGAGUGGUGCAUUCUCCUUCUUGUGUCACCUGGCGGAGGUGGUUCCAGCGGGUGACCAGAGUAUGUGGUCCCGCACCGCCUGUGAAUUCAUGGUAGAGGAAACGCAUAACAAGAAGCUGUACAUCAAAAAAAAGGGUGACAAUAUAAAGACCUCUUUGCCAGUUGAUCUGAUUCUGGAGACCUAUGUCCCAGAGAGUGCCCUGGAGCCGGCCCGGAGGUCCUACACAAGUCUGAUAGAAAUGAUGAAGGACCGGGGACUAGUCAUACCAGCACCGGGAGCACUUUCUAGGAAGAAGACCCCAGUCAAGGUUCAGCCAAAGACUUACCCCAUCAUGUUCUUUGACCCACCCACUCUACCCGAGGACAACUCAUUUAUUGGCAUCCCCGUCUACGUCAACUUUGAUGCUGUCAUCUAUGUACAGGAACUUAGAGGGGGUCAAAAUGUCAAAGAUGAGGAGUUCAAGGAGCUGAGUGAACUGAUACAGCAGCGGUUCAGAGAGAGUGAACCUCACAAGUUUGAGGAGACCAAGUGGCAGCUGAACCAGGCCUGCAUCGCCUUCUUCCACCUGGAUCAGCAGUGGUAUAGAGCCAAGAUUAUCUCCCUUGAACCCCACAGGGUGAAGGUCAAGUUUGUGGAUUUUGGGAACUGUGAGAAUGUUUCAUAUGACAAGAUCCGGGCGGAUGUAGAGGACUUUAUGUAUCUCCCUCCUCAGUGCUUUGAGUGUGCACUAUACAACACAUUGCCUAAUACAGAAAGUGGGAAGUGGUCCAAACCGGCUCUGGAUUUCAUGCAUAAAUCUUGUGUGACAAAAGCCUGUGUUAUAGAAGUUCUGGAAAGAAUAGAUGGAGAACCUUUAAAGAUCAAGGUCAUGCUGCCUGACCGUCAGGAUCUGUCCAGCGUCCUGGAGAGUGAGGGGUAUGCUAUACAGGAGGAUAGUCUGCUGGAACUGAUGCUACAGAGUCAGGAGAUAGAGGCAGUUCUCAAGACCAAGAACCCAUACAAAAGUAUGCCUUUGUAUACUGUUGGGGAAUUCUUUGAUGUUCUCAUCACACAUGUAGAAAUUCCCAAUGUGGUAUACUAUCAACACACUCGAUACAGCGGGGACGAGGCCGAUGAGAGAACAGAUGAAAUCAACCACCAGCUGACAAAACUGGAACAGAUGUGGGUGGAGCUCAAUGAGGCAGGGCCUGUAUCCCCACCCCUGAUGAGACCAAAGCCAGGCAAGAUGUGCUGUGCCCAGUACGGCUUUGACCAGUGUUGGUACCGGGGCCUGGUCAUCACAGCACCAGAUCACCAAAACCAGGUCCUGGUGCUGUAUGUUGACUUUGGAACAUCAGAGAUUGUACCACUAGAGAGGGUGAGGACUCUACCCCCACAGUUUCAGUCGCUGCCCGCCCAGGCGAGGAGAUUAGUGCUUUCCGGCAUUCAGAUUCCUACCCCCCAGGCCUCCUGGAACGUACAGGCACAGGAGCGGAUGCUGCAGUGUGCUGGUGCCAAAGUCUCAAAGUGCUGUCUGAAGAAGCUGGACCCUCUACAAGGCGAGCUGUUCCGGGCGGAGGACUGGAGUAACAUGACUCUGCUAUAUCAGGAGUUGAUAGACUCAGGCCUCCUACAGUAUAGCGAGGAAUCAGAUUUAUGUAAUGAUGAAGAGCCCUCCAGGACUCGUCUAGGAUCUGAUGAUGUCCUCAUCGAAGAGAUAGAGGAGAUGGGAGAUAUGGAAGAUAUGGGAGAUAUGGAGGACCUGGACUUUGAGGAGGAAGAGGAGGAAACCAGCCAAUCAGAUAACGAGAAUGUCUCAUGUGGUCUCAUCAUAACUGAAGCCGAGAUGUAGAAAAACAAAAAAUCAAAUUUUAUGUUGAAGUUAAGAUAUUAGGAAAGACCAAUUUCCUUGUUUAACGAUAAAAAUGUUUGGCAUUUAAAAUAAGAAGAAGAUAGUUUAUUGAAUGGAAGGAAAGUUAGAAAUUUCAAUUUGAUGUGGAUCUCAUUAAGCUUGAUGUUGCCUCUGUUUAUUAUUACAUGUAACUGUAUGUGUAUUCAACUGUAUGUGCUGAAUAUUCAAGAAAAACUUUUUUUCCCUCUUUUGUUGUAGAUAAGUGAUCUUUUAUCUCUUUUUAUCAUACGACAAAAUUAUUUUGUUUUAAUUUCAUUCAGGGUUACCAUAUAGCAUAUGUACAUGUACAAUCAUUACGUGAAAUAAUUUUUUCCUUUUUUUUUUCUAGGACUGUUGUUGACCAAUUAGGACUUGUAUGUUGUUAAUAGUUUCUCUCUUCAUUGUGUGUACUGUCAUCUUCGCUAGCCAAGGGUUUAGGAUCCGCUCUCGGAGAGGAGUGGAUCAUGAAAUCUCUUGGCUAGCGAAGGUGGUUUACUGUAUAGUGGUGGAAAGAUAUUCCAUCUUGUUUCCCUUUUACUGAAGAUUGUUUCGGUUUUUUUGAAUAAUUGACAAUAAAAAGAAUUACAACAAAAAA
Messenger RNA from Magallana angulata, 5872 nucleotides. Its product is annotated as RING finger protein 17-like. The transcript is spliced from 45 exons. The record is from RefSeq and is a predicted model, not a curated record. The coding region runs from base 34 to 5238 and encodes 1734 amino acids. Lineage: Eukaryota; Metazoa; Mollusca; Bivalvia; Ostreida; Ostreidae. Gene Ontology annotation, molecular function: zinc ion binding.